This is a messenger RNA of Canis lupus familiaris (dog), 712 nucleotides long. RefSeq names its product prostate and testis expressed 2 (gene PATE2). NCBI's taxonomy places the organism in Eukaryota, Metazoa, Chordata, Mammalia, Carnivora, Canidae. The transcript has 4 exons. The record is from RefSeq and is a predicted model, not a curated record. Bases 84 to 425 code for a protein of 113 amino acids.
UUGGAUGAAUAGCCCAAGAACAGAUCACUGGUGAAAUCAACCAGCAUGCUCUACAGAAAACUGUACAUGACAGAAGUUCCAGGAUGUUUGUUGUGUUUCUGCUGGGCAUAGUCUUUCUGAUCUGCUCAAAUAAGGGUGAAUUGAAGGAACAUCUGACAGAGAUUGCAAAGUCAUGUUAUAAAUGUAAAAAAUAUCAUCUUGGGUUAUGCUAUGACAUCAUGAAGACCUGUACCCUAAAGUACCAACAGUCCUGUGCUGUUGAGAACUUUUACUUCCUUACAAAAAAAGGACGGAGUAUGUAUUUUUAUUCCAAACUGUCAUGUGUGACCAAUUGCGAAGACAUCAACUUCUUGAGUUUUGAAAAAAGGACAGAGCUCAUCUGUUGCAAACAUGCUAGCUAUUGCAACCUCCCUGAGGGAGUCUAGUUCCACACCUUUCCUGGAUUUGGAGUCCUUCUCAACUCACCCUCCCUUUAUCUCUUCCCCCCAAGCCUGUGCUUAAAUCUCAUCUUCCAACCAAUGAGAGAGAGUGAGACAACGAGCUGGUGAAAGUCCCAGGAGAGAGAGAGAGUGCACAGUAGCUGAGUCUUAUUGAGCAUGGAUGACUAGACUAGACUGAAGUUUUGCAAACCCCUGUUGCUCACAUCUGGUGGUUUUGAUUUCCUUAUGAUGGAUAUAGAGUUGCCACAAAUAGAGUUGGGUUUGAAACUGGC